AUGCUCUGCUCUCCUGGCUUCAGUUCAACAGGUCCGAGGCCAGGCAGAGAGCCUGGGAGAGGUGUUGGGGUCCUGGCCACUGUCAGCUCCCCGCAAGGAGAGAGGAGCAGCCAGCCUGCUCUUGAGAUUCCCAGUGCAUGUCCUUGGGAACAGGCUGAUGGCAGCAGCGCCACGGCACUCAGUGCCCUGUGUUCCCAAAGCCGACCUGACAGACAGGGAACACGUUCAGAGACCAGCCUCUGCAGCCCUUUAAAAACUGUCUUUUUCUCUCUCAGGUCCAGGCAUGUGCCAACAUCACCCUUGGAUUUUGCAUUCCCUGGGGUAUUUCUUCCUAAUUAUUCUGCUCUUCCUCUCCACUGGAAAGUUCCGGCCUCUGCAUCCUUUCACUUGGACAAUAACUUCUAA
Molecule: messenger RNA, 405 nt
Organism: Pipistrellus nathusii (Nathusius's pipistrelle)
Lineage: Eukaryota; Metazoa; Chordata; Mammalia; Chiroptera; Vespertilionidae
Source: the annotation of a GenBank genome assembly